Messenger RNA from Lates calcarifer (barramundi perch), 2710 nucleotides. It is a transcript of the gene cdc7, whose product is annotated as cell division cycle 7 homolog (S. cerevisiae). The coding region runs from base 191 to 2023 and encodes 610 amino acids. Gene Ontology annotation, biological process: mitotic DNA damage checkpoint signaling; protein phosphorylation. NCBI's taxonomy places the organism in Eukaryota, Metazoa, Chordata, Actinopteri, Centropomidae. Gene Ontology annotation, molecular function: ATP binding; protein serine/threonine kinase activity. The record is from RefSeq and is a predicted model, not a curated record. Gene Ontology annotation, cellular component: nucleus. The transcript is spliced from 12 exons.
UUUUAGCGCGGAGUUUGUUGUUGGCGGAAAAGCUUCAGGCUGAAAGUCUGAACAAGUUGUUUUAUUCAGGCGCAGGCUGAGUGAAAUUUAGAUAUUUAAUCUUUAAUCGAUGGAGCAUUAAGUCUUGACUAUAUUGAUUUUAUGAACUGCUCUUUUGAGAAACUGUCGCACCUCACGACCAACUAAAGCGAUGGAUUUGUCCCCUGCUUGUACUGAAGGCAUCAGCACAGAUGGAUGUAUUAUUAAAUCUGACAGAGCUCAGAGGAAAAGCAAAGUCUCAAGGGAUGUGGAGAUGGACAUUGAGUUCCUUUAUAAAGCCGUUCCUCAGCUGGCCAAGGUUUUCCGCAUCAUAGACAAAAUCGGAGAAGGUACGUUCAGCUCGGUGUACCUGGGUGAGGCUCAGAUGCGGGAUGGGAGGAGAGAAAUGUUUGCCCUGAAGCACCUCAUCCCAACCAGCCAUCCUACACGCAUUGCUGCGGAGCUUCAGUGUCUCACUGUUGCUGGAGGCAGUGAGAAUGUGAUGGGGGUGACGUACUGCUUCAGGAAGGAGGACCAUGUGGUGAUUGUCAUGCCCUAUAUGGAGCAUCAAGCUAUUGUGGACAUCAUUGGCUCACUAACCUUUGAAGAGGUCAGACUGUACAUCUACCACCUGCUGAAAGCCCUGAGACACAUCCACCAGUUUGGUAUCAUUCACCGAGACAUCAAACCAAACAAUUUCCUCUACAACAGAAACGGCAAAAUGUAUGCCCUGGUGGACUUCGGCCUGGCUCAGGGUACAGUGGACACCCAGAUCGAGUUGCUGAAGGUGGUGAGGCAGAGGUCAUCACAAAAAGGUGGAGGGUCCACAGGGAAACAAGACACAACACAGCGAAGCAAAGCACCACCCAGACUCCAUCUCAAAACCACCACAAUCACCACAGCUUCAACCUCACUACCCCUGCCUCCGCGGCAAUCCACAGCCCAGCCACCUUCCUCCUCCUCUUCCUCCACUACCACCACCCCUACAUCUUCCACAGCCUCUCGGAAAGCACUGGUUAAAAAACGUUCUGUCACCACCACUGUCACCAGCUCCAUAACUCGUACAAAGCACACAAAGGAUUUGACAGGACUACGCAAAGUCCCGCGGCCUGUGUUUGGGGAGAAGAACCUGAAUAGCUGCACUCCAGCUCCCUCCACCACCAAACAAGCCGCCAUUAAGACACAGCUGGUAAAGCCGGUCAAAACAGAAGACCCAGCCAACCGAAGGUACUCAUCAGCCACCAGGGUAGCCCUGCCUGUCAGGACCCAGAGCGGCAGUCAGAAACCUCAGAGGACUGUACAGCAGGGUCUCACCUGUAACUGCUACCUGACUGACCGCGUCUGCAAUAUCUGCAUGUCAAGGAAGCAGCAGGUGGCACCCAGGGCUGGAACUCCAGGCUUCAGAGCACCAGAGGUCCUCACAAAGUGUCCCAACCAAGGAACAGCCAUAGACAUGUGGUCAGCUGGUGUGAUCCUGCUCUCACUGCUCAGUGGUCGUUACCCAUUCUUCAAGGCCAGCGACGACCUGAUCGCUCUUACUCAGAUCAUGACCAUACGGGGCUCCAGAGAGACCAUCCAGGCUGCCAAAUCAUUUGGUAAGGCAGUGGUGUGCAGUCGGGAGCUGCCUCAACAGGAUCUCAGAACACUGUGUGAGACGCUGAGAGGACAAAGACCAUCGCCAGAUGAUGAAGUCACUCCACUCCCUGGAGCCAGCAGAGACUCCACCACCACCCGCCGUCAGAAGAUCCAAGAUGAUACACCUACACAUCGUCCCACUGAAGGAACAUUAAAGCAACAUCAGGAACACUCAGGCAGCAAAGAAACCUCGACUCGCCUCGCUAAACAGAUCUCAGAGACAGACUGCAAGGUGGAGGAAGAUGAGCGGGGCUGGGACAGAGUCCCCGAUGAAGCCUAUGACUUGCUGGACAGGCUGCUGGACCUGAACCCUGUCACCAGGAUCACAGCUGCUCAGGCACUGCAGCACCCACUGUUCAAAGACCUGUGAGAAGGACUGUGACUGAACCAGGAGUCUCAUGUCAACAUCACAAUAAAAAUAUUAAGGUACACAGGAUCAUAUAAAUAUAUUGGGGAUAAGUUAAUCUCCUUGUGUGGAGACAUUACCUGAACAAGGCAACAGAAAUCUGGUAAAAGUUUUCUUUCCCCUCAACACCUGUUAAAUGCUUCAUGGAGUUAAAGAUAAAUAUCCAUGUAAGGCAGGUUUGACUACAUGGUUCACAGAUCUGAAGUUAAAAUGAGUUACUGUCAUGGCAGCUAUGUGUAAACUAGAGAACUGUGAAGAUGUGGAUUUGAAAGCAUUACUAGUAUUACUAGUAUGAUCUUAAGGAAUUAUAUUGGCUGUUGUGAUGAACAGUUUUAAUGCAGACAACAGAUAUUUAAUACUCUUGUUAAUCUGAAUCUUGUCUUUUAGAGGGAAUUGUCAGUAUGUUGUUUACUCUGGUCACUGCUGCCAUAACAUCGUAUCACCACUGUAUAGUGACUAUUCCUGCAGUAUGAAAGAGAUUUUAAUUUGAAGGUGUGUCUGAGCUCCAUCUGUAUUUUAUGAAUGUGAGUAUAUGAAUGAUGCUAUAUGAGAAUAUGUCUGUUCAGCUGUGUUAAUUUAUACCACUCAAAACUAUAAUCUGCCUCAUUGUAACUUGGGUUUUCUAAUAAAGGCAAAAGUAAGAGGCUGUUA